UCAUAAAAAUAUACUUUUUUGAAAAAAAAAAAAAAAAAAAAACUUCUCAAAAUAACCGGUUAUUAGUCGGUUCAUUUUGGCUCUUUUUGGGUCUCUUCUUAUUUCCAAAAAAUAAGUGUUGAGGUUUUUUCGAUGAUUUUAUCAGUUGAUCACAAAAUGGGAGUAUUCAAUUUCACUGUGAUUCCAAGAAUCGAUGAUGACACACAUUCUCCUUCGGCCACUUCUUGAAUCGGUGAUUUGGGUCAUUUUUAAUUUCAAGAAAAAUUCAAGCGUUGAAGUUUUUGAUGAGUCUAAUUAGUUGGUUUGCAAAUUGGGAGUGUUUAAUUAACCAUCUUGUCAUAAUAUGAUGGAGAAGGGAUUGAAAUCAAGUCACUUGCUCGUUAAAGAGACGAACAAGAACCAGAACAAGAAAAAAGAAAGAGUUAGCAAGUCUAAAGCUAAUGGUGGUUAUAAUAAAGCCACUGCCAUUAGUGCUGCAGCAUCAAAGAAAUUUUGCCUAUGUACUGGCUCAUUCAAGUGUCUUAUUCACCGAGCCACUGCCGCAUCUCACACGAGAACAGCAUCAAAGAAGGUAUGCCUAUGUGCACCCGCCACUCACCCUGGCUCAUUCAAGUGUCGCCUUCACCGAGCCACUGCUCCAUCUCACACGAGAAUCGUUUCACCGUUGUCUCAUCACAUAAGUGGCGUCAAAUAUAUAAAGGACUUGAAUCCCUUAAAGCUGGUGGCGCCUUCACAAUGUGGCGGAAUCAGAAAUUCUAACAAGGGGAAUGUUCAUGGGAAGCCUAAACUAUUGCGAUUCGGCAGGGCUGCUCUUGCUGCUGCUGCAAGUUCUAGUGUACAAAUCCAACCAAUUUCUGCAGCUUUUAGACAAAUGAGUAUUAAUUAGAGAGCCAAAAAAAGCGGGGGAAAAUAGUAAACUCAAGAUCAAGAUUCUGCCUUUUAAAGAAAUUACUUGAUUGAUGAUAACUAGAUCUGAUGAUUGUACAGAUGGAGAAAUAUCCUUUGUAAUUAGAGAUAUAAACAAGAUUAUCUGCGGCCACUGUGUGGCUUGUUAUCAGAGUUUACAAUGGGAACAUACAUAUAUAGAGCACUGAUAAGGCUGUUAGCUUGACUGUGAAUAGUCAUAUGUUACUGUUUCAAUCCACUUUUUGGUAAUCUCUUACCUGUUUUUUUUGUUCAUCCUCUAGAGAAUAUAGUCAUAGAUCAUUAGCUUUGGGUUUAUGUUGAAGAUUAUGUGUGCAUUUGUUAUUUUAUCCUUACUUAGAUGUUUAUGGAAUAUCCCAUGUAAUUUUGUAUUCUAUGGAUAGUAUUGAGCUAUGUUGUUUGGAUUCUUCAAAAACUCGGAAGGGUGUGUUGGAUUAUCCAGA
Molecule: messenger RNA, 1367 nt
Organism: Lycium barbarum (goji berry)
Lineage: Eukaryota; Viridiplantae; Streptophyta; Magnoliopsida; Solanales; Solanaceae
Exons: 5
Coding region: 344-886 (180 amino acids)
Source: RefSeq, a predicted model, not a curated record